GUACAACUGAGCCUCCUGUGCCGGCGAUCAACGAUAAUUCCCCAGAUGAACAAGGGGCGGGCGCAUGGAGGACGUGGGCCGUGGCCGUGAACCUACUGCCAGCCAGUUACGACUUGGCGCACCCACCACAAGAUGUCGACGAAGGCUCCAGUGAUACUACAAUGAAAAAUGCCCCGACCCCGGAAUUUGCAAAAGUUUCUCAUGCAAUGUAUCCAAAGGAAAGCUUUUUGUCUUGCAUGAAAGGACUACGAGCCUUUCUGAUGCAGAAUCUAGGUGAGCAAGGUGCCUUUUAUUGCAUGACAGACCCGGCGCCGGCUGCUGUUGGGCUUCUUUGCAACACAAAUUUGAGUUAUUCAACAUGGCAAAUUUGUGAUGCUGAUAUAUGCGAGACGGAAUACAAGUGCUGCCAGGAGGUUCUGGGGUGGGGGUAUUUUUCAUUCUAAUAGGUCACUUGGACGACAUGACGCCCAUGACCUCCAGACAGAUGAGCAGCCAAAGUAGAAGAAUGGCAAAACAAAUCAGCAACCGAUCUGCCCGACUGAAUUCACAACAAACUUCUACCGGAGGUUAUGGCGUAGUUCUCGAACGUUUUUACAUUCUUAGCUGUUACAUGGAUUUGGAAAAAUGUAAGAAUGGCAAAAGUCAAAGGGUGUACUUGGAGAAUUCUAAAAAUUGUGCCUCUAGCAUUACAAAUUCGACACAUAUCAUUUCAAUAUUGUUCUUGAGCCCGCCUUCGCAAAUUUGUCAUGCGAAGCAGCUUGAUCGUGUGGAUGCUGAUGGUACUAGUUUUGCAAGACAAAAAAUUUAUCAUGAUGUAACAGCUGAGAGUAUAACGCUUGCGAAUCUGAUAGAUGAGGUGGUGCUAGCGUUGCCGGUAGUUGUUCAACGGCCAAAGCUCCUGCUCGCGCCAAUGCUUGCCCCCCGGCCCCUACGGGGAGAAGUUUUUUGCUCAGUGCCGGGGCCGCGCCGCAGGGCGAUCAGGAUUUUGGUGGGGUUGCUCGCCGGGGAGCAGGUGGACUUCUAC
Molecule: messenger RNA, 1024 nt
Organism: Amoebophrya sp. A120
Lineage: Eukaryota; Dinophyceae; Syndiniales; Amoebophryaceae
Source: the annotation of a GenBank genome assembly